Messenger RNA from Aureobasidium musti, 1041 nucleotides. The record is from the annotation of a GenBank genome assembly. NCBI's taxonomy places the organism in Eukaryota, Fungi, Ascomycota, Dothideomycetes, Dothideales, Saccotheciaceae.
AUGCUCUUUGUCAAUUCGGCACGAGGUAUGUUGUGUCCCGAUGCUACUGCAAGCAACAUGCGUAUACUGAUUGACUGUUCUANNGCUCUCUUCACUCUGGUCGUUAUUUCAACGUCCACCCCGGCCUUCAUCGCGCUGAUCGUGCCAUUGGGCGGUCUCUACCUCUACAUCCAAAGGUACUACCUCCGGACUUCACGUGAAUUAAAGCGUCUGGACAGUAUCAGCCGCAGUCCUGUAUAUGCUCAUUUCCAGGAAUCUCUGAGUGGAAUCAGCACAAUUCGUGCUUACCAGCAAAGCAAGCGCUUCGCCAUGGAGAACGAAUGGCGUGUUGAUGCAAACCUCAGAGCAUACUUCCCUUCUAUCAACGCCAACCGCUGGUUAGCGGUUCGACUUGAAUUCAUCGGCUCUGUCAUCAUCCUUGCUGCCGCUGGUUUCGCAAUCAUCUCGGUUUCGACUGGAAGUAGUCUAUCUGCCGGCAUUGUCGGUCUAGCCAUGUCCUAUGCCUUGCAGAUCACCCAAUCACUCAACUGGAUUGUGCGCCAGACCGUAGAGGUGGAAACCAACAUUGUUUCGGUUGAGCGCGUCUUGGAGUACGCACGUCUCCCUAGUGAAGCUCCUGAGAUCAUCUCAAAGUACAGGCCGCCAGUGAGCUGGCCUUCCAAGGGUGCAGUCUCUUUCAACAACUACAGCACCAGAUAUCGCGAGGGGCUUGACUUGGUUCUGAAAAACGUCAACCUUAGCAUCAAGUCGCACGAAAAGAUCGGUGUUGUAGGCCGAACAGGUGCCGGCAAGAGUUCCUUGACUCUCGCCCUGUUCCGCAUCAUAGAGCCCACCGAAGGUGAUAUCACCAUAGAUGAUUUGAGCACUAGCUCUAUUGGAUUGUUGGAUUUGAGAAGAAGGCUUGCUAUUAUCCCGCAAGAUGCUGCUCUCUUUGAGGGUACUAUUCGUGACAAUUUGGAUCCAGGACAUGUUCAUGACGACACGGAACUCUGGAGCGCUCUAGGUAUGUUCGGAUUCUGUGCCUUGCUUUACGACUACUAA